CAAAAAUGAUGGACCGUAAGUGGAGGAUUAGUUGUCUGAAGACCGUUGACGAAAAAAGGCGGACCUUUUCCACGCGCUCACCACACAACACUUUCAUAAAAUCAAUUCAUCGAUCCAUCGUCUCUAUCAGAUCAAUUCAUCGAUUGCGAUCGCUCUUUCAAUUUUCUUCAUCACCGGUGAAAAUAAUCGAAACCCAGCACGAGAAAAAUGCAUGAUUUUUGCUUCACUAUCCCGUACGGGAUGCUUCUCAUCGGCGGAGGAUUUAUCGGGUACAUGAAGAAAGGAAGUAUAACAUCUUUCGCCGGAGGUGCAGGCACUGGAUUAUUACUCAUUCUCGCUGGUUAUAUCAGUCUCAAAGCUUUUGAGAAGAAGAAGAAUUCCACUAUUGCUAUGGUUCUUCAGACAGUCAUCGCAGCUGCUCUCACACUAGUCAUGGGACAGCGUUACUUGCUGACUGGAAAGAUUAUGCCGGCUGGUUUGGUUGCUGGGAUCAGUGCUCUCAUGACCUGUUUUUACGUAUACAAGAUCGCUACUGGUGGCAAUAAAUUUCCAGCAAAAGCUGAAUGAUGGUUCUGCUACAUGCAGAUGAUACUAUCCGUUGUUGAAUUUGUCGAUUAGAAUUCUUUUUGGUGUACACAAUGCGGUUGUCAUAACGCCUUAAUAGCUUGUAUUAGUCAAAGAACUGCAUAUGGUCUUGUGUUUUCUUGUCAUCGUGUUUUUGUAACCACAAACUGUUUUGAGCUAUACUACUAUAUAUAUUGAGAUAUAUCUGCCGUUUCGAUACACACUUGGGAUCUGGGGAUGAGCACAUCGUAAAACAAAAUAGAAGUUGAUCCUCAAAACUUCUUUGUAACCUUGUGUCAUCACAACAAAAAAUCUUCAAUGUGUUUGUUCUCUCCUUAAAGUAUAUCUUGAUUCAUGCAGUAACAAAGGCAAAACUCUUUUGCAAGAGUAUAGAAACCAGACUCAAG
Arabidopsis thaliana (thale cress) is the source of this 971-nucleotide messenger RNA. Its product is annotated as Transmembrane proteins 14C. The transcript has 3 exons. Gene Ontology annotation, cellular component: membrane. The record is from RefSeq and is marked reviewed. NCBI's taxonomy places the organism in Eukaryota, Viridiplantae, Streptophyta, Magnoliopsida, Brassicales, Brassicaceae. Bases 208 to 567 code for a protein of 119 amino acids.